AAACACUGCGACAGGCAGAAGGCAAACCUGAGGAUCCGCUUCAAGCCCUCGCUCUUCCAGCACGUGGGAACCCACUCCUCCUUGGCUGGGAAGAUACAGAAGCUGAAGGACAAGGACUUCGGCAAGCAGGCCCUGCGGAAGGAGCACGUCAACCCUCCCGCGGAGGUGAGCACCAGCCUGAAAACCUACCAGCACUUCACCUUGGAGAAGGCUUACCUGCGGGAGGACUUCUUCUGGGCCUUCACUCCCACUGCUGGAGACUUCAUCAGAUUCAGAUUCUUCAAACCGCUCCGCAUCGAAAGGUUCUUCUUCCGCAGCGGGAACAUCGAGCACCCAGAAGACAAACUCUUCAAUACAACUGUGGAGGUUUUGCCGUUUGACAGCCUGCAGGCGGAUAAGGAAGCCUUGCAGGAAGGAAGAGGCACAGUUGUCAAAUACCGCAGGACGCCGGAUGGCUACAUCCAGAUAGGCUCCUUCUCCAAAGGCGUUGCAGAGGGCGAGGUGGACCCGUCCUUCGGGCCGCUGGAGGCCAUCAGGCUGUCCAUCCAGACCGACUCCCCAGUGUGGAUCAUCUUGAGCGAGAUUUUUAUCAAAAAAGCAGAGUGA
Molecule: messenger RNA, 606 nt
Organism: Phaethon lepturus (White-tailed tropicbird)
Lineage: Eukaryota; Metazoa; Chordata; Aves; Phaethontiformes; Phaethontidae
Product: alpha-1,3-mannosyl-glycoprotein 4-beta-N-acetylglucosaminyltransferase B-like
Exons: 6
Biological process (GO): protein N-linked glycosylation
Cellular component (GO): endoplasmic reticulum; Golgi stack; endoplasmic reticulum-Golgi intermediate compartment
Molecular function (GO): acetylglucosaminyltransferase activity
Source: RefSeq, a predicted model, not a curated record